AUGGUCUCGCUCUCUCUCAUACAAUCUAAUACACAGAUCAUUGUUAACAAUGGGAAGAAUACUAGUUUCUGGGAUGAUUGCUGGUGCACCGCAAUUCCUCUUAAACUAAAAUAUCCUAACCUUUGGAAGAUAUGCAGAAGUAAGCAGGCAACAAUUAGUGAAAUCGUCUCUUUUGUUCAUUCUCAAUCGGCUUGGAGCUUAGGUUUCUCUCGCAAUCUCAAGGAAGUAGAGGUAAAUGAGGCGGCACAGCUGUUAGAUAAUAUUGGAAAUCCAGAGCUAAAUGAAGAUCAAGAGGAUUCUAGAGUAUGGUUACCUUCUAAAACAGGUAAUUACUCAUCUAAAUCUUGUUAUGAAAUUCAAUACAUAAAUGAGCAGAAUACCACUGAGAAAUUUACCAAGUCGAAGCUUAUUUGGAAUGAGGUGGUGCCUACUAAGGUGUCUUUUUUUAUUUGGUCGACACUUUGGAAUGCCGCGCCAACCAUGGAUAAUCUGGUGAGAAGAGGGGUUCUCCCACCGUUAACAAACCAAGCUUGUAAUUUCUGUGGCAGUUGUCAAGAAACUACAAACCACCUCCUUCAUCACUGCUCCUAUUCGUAUACUGUUUGGGCAUACUUCCUUGAAUUUCCUAAUGUUUUAUCUGUUGUUCCUUCCUCUACGGCUGUCUGUUUAAACACGUGGAGAAGGAAAUGGGAAGAUGAGAGACAUCACUUCAUCUGGAACAACUUACCUUAUGCUAUUUGGUGGGCAUUGUGGCUGGAAAGAAAUAGAAGGCGCUUCCAUAACACAUCUGAAAGUGCAGCCAACACGAUAAUCAUUGUUAAAGCUUUGUUGUACCAAUGGGCUCUUCCAACACAAAUGUUCAAGGGAUUAUUCUUUGAAGAUUUAGUACAUAAGUGGGCACAGAAGAUCUAUAACAUGCAUUUGUAG
Molecule: messenger RNA, 927 nt
Organism: Papaver somniferum (opium poppy)
Lineage: Eukaryota; Viridiplantae; Streptophyta; Magnoliopsida; Ranunculales; Papaveraceae
Exons: 1
Coding region: 1-927 (308 amino acids)
Source: RefSeq, a predicted model, not a curated record